Molecule: messenger RNA, 360 nt
Organism: Macrosiphum euphorbiae (potato aphid)
Lineage: Eukaryota; Metazoa; Arthropoda; Insecta; Hemiptera; Aphididae
Source: the annotation of a GenBank genome assembly
AUGUUUUGUUAUUUUGUGAAGUAUCUACAGAAUGUCGUUAAAAUGAUGGCGUUGGUUACUCCUUCAGACCGCGGUGGACUACACACGUCCGUGUUCUUUUGGUUGGCGCUGUUGGCCGUGUGCCAAUGUCUGUCCGGGACACCGACCACGGCAUCGACCGCCCGCCAUUGGAGUUUGGCCGAAUUGUCGGUGACGUCUAGUGAGCUGCCAAAACAGAUACCGGCGCCGCCUUACCCGGUACAGCAGAGGAUCCAAUCGACUCCGCACUAUGACCAACAGCUCAAAUUGCCAUCGGGAAACGGUGUAGGUUCGCGGCACCACUACUAUCCGUGGACCCGACCGACGGUGUCGAUUAUUUGA